AUGCGUGAUGCUAGCGGUUACCGAGGCCGGCAGGCGGGAAGCUCGGGCCCGCUCCGGGGCAGGCUCUGGGGGGCGGCGGCGGCGGCGGGGGAGGAGGAGGAGGAGCAGAGCUGCGAGUACGGCUCCACGAGGUACCUGCUGCUGUGCGGCCUGGGCGGCAUGCAGCUGACGCACACGGCCAUCGUGCCCCUGGACCUGGUCAAGUGCCGCAUGCAGGCGGACCCCGGCAAGUACAAGGGCACUCAGGGCUUCAGUGCGACGGUGCGUGAGGACCGGCUGCUGGGCCUGGCCCGAGGCUGGGCCCCGACCCUCCUGGGGUGCUCCCUGCAGGGCCUCUUCAAGUUCGGGCUCUACGAGGUCUUCAAGAUCCGCUACAGCGAGCUGCUGGGCCCGGAGGGGGCGUACGAGUGGAGAACCAGCCUGUACCUGGCCGCGUGGGCCAGCGCCGAGUUCUUCGCCGACGUGGCGCUGGCCCCCAUGGAGGCGGUGAAGGUGCGCAUGCAGACGCAGCCCGGCUUCGCCCGCACGCUGCGCGCCGCCGCCCCGCGGAUGUACGCCGAGGAGGGCCCGUGGGCCUUCUACAAGGGCGUGGCUCCGCUGUGGCUGCGGCAGAUCCCCUACACCAGGAUGAAGCUCGCCUGCUUCGAGCGCACGGUGGAGGCCCUCUACAAGUACGUGGUCCCCAAGCCCCAGCGCCAGUGCACCAAGGCCGAGCAGCUGGCCGUCACCUUUGUGGCCGGCUACAUCGCCGGCAUCUUCUGCGCCGUUGUGUCCCAUCCGGCCGACUCCGUCGUGUCCGUUUUGAACAAGGAGAAGGGCAGCACGGCCUUCAAGGUGCUGCGCAGACUGGGCUUUACGGGCGUCUGGAAGGGCCUGUUCGCCCGCAUCAUCAUGAUCGGCACCCUGACGGCGCUGCAGUGGUUCAUCUGUGACUCGGUCAAGGUCUAUUUCAAGCUGCCUCGCCCUCCGGCCGCCGAAGCGCCCCCAACCCAGAAGCAGCAGGAGUAGGCGUGGAUUUGGCAGCUCCUGCGGCCACCCUGGGCCCAAGUGUCCAGGCAGUGCUAGCGUGUCACAUGUUUCGUUUUCUGGCUUUGGAGAGGUGACGAUAUGUAGUCCAGAGUUCUCUUUAAAGGACUGAUUCCUUACUUUUUUGCCAACUGCAGCUUUUUCAAUUAGUAGGAGUCCGAACCGUUACCUUUGGGGAAUCGGCACGGCUGCUUUAACUCGGUAGCUUUCCGGCAACUUUAAGGAGAAAAUUCUUAACGGGAAGUAAUGUUAGGUAAUUUAGGGUCUCUAGAUUGUUUCUCCUUUGAGUCACCAUUCAGUGGAGAUUUACUGAAUAGCCUACUAAUGAGGUUUGAAGGUCAGCACUACCGCGUGGGGUAGGGAACAAAGUCAAAUUCUGCUACUCACCUCAAUAGAAAUCGUGCACCUAUUGAAUAGAUGAAGGACUCAUUCCAUGUUUCCUGUUCAUGUCCAUCACAUG
Messenger RNA from Lontra canadensis (Northern American river otter), 1486 nucleotides. Its product is annotated as phosphate carrier protein, mitochondrial-like. Gene Ontology annotation, biological process: mitochondrial phosphate ion transmembrane transport. The record is from RefSeq and is a predicted model, not a curated record. Gene Ontology annotation, cellular component: mitochondrial inner membrane. Gene Ontology annotation, molecular function: phosphate transmembrane transporter activity. NCBI's taxonomy places the organism in Eukaryota, Metazoa, Chordata, Mammalia, Carnivora, Mustelidae.